Molecule: messenger RNA, 345 nt
Organism: Pichia membranifaciens NRRL Y-2026
Lineage: Eukaryota; Fungi; Ascomycota; Pichiomycetes; Pichiales; Pichiaceae
Exons: 1
Coding region: 1-345 (114 amino acids)
Molecular function (GO): peptidyl-prolyl cis-trans isomerase activity
Source: RefSeq, a predicted model, not a curated record
AUGUCCUCUGCCACCCCAGACAAGCUCGAUAUUGAAAUCAUCUCCCCAGGUGACGGAAAGACUUUCCCUAAGACGGGAGACCUUCUCACCGUGCACUACACGGGCACGUUGACCAACGGCAAGAAGUUCGACUCCUCCGUCGACAGAAACAGACCUUUCCAAUUCAGAAUUGGCCAAGGUAUGGUCAUCCAGGGCUGGGAACAAGGCUUUGCCAAGUUGUCGCUCGGCGAAAAGGCCAGAUUAACUGUUCCUCCUCUUAUGGCAUACGGUGAAAGAGGCUUCCCAGGCUUGAUUCCUCCAAUGUCUCCACUUAUCUUCGACGUUGAGUUGUUGAAGAUCAACUGA